Poeciliopsis prolifica (blackstripe livebearer) is the source of this 2891-nucleotide messenger RNA. RefSeq names its product origin recognition complex, subunit 1 (gene orc1). The record is from RefSeq and is a predicted model, not a curated record. Gene Ontology annotation, cellular component: nuclear origin of replication recognition complex. Bases 172 to 2766 code for a protein of 864 amino acids. Gene Ontology annotation, biological process: mitotic DNA replication checkpoint signaling; DNA replication initiation. Gene Ontology annotation, molecular function: DNA replication origin binding; ATP hydrolysis activity; chromatin binding. The transcript has 17 exons. NCBI's taxonomy places the organism in Eukaryota, Metazoa, Chordata, Actinopteri, Cyprinodontiformes, Poeciliidae.
GGCUGAAUUAUUUUCCCGCGAAAUUCCUUUUCACCUCACUUCCCCCGAACCUCCGACUGAAGCUGGUUGUUAGUGAAACUACAGGGUCAGUCCAGAUUGCCUCCCGAACCGAGCAGAAGGACGGUUUUUAUCUCUCCGCUCCGGUUCCGAGCCGCCAGCUGAACCGAGAGGAUGAAGUAUUUCACCAGGCUGCGAGUGAAACGGAUCUAUGAAUGGCGCGGAGCUCCGCUCGUCUUCAACAGGAAACUCAACACCUCUGAGUAUGGCUCUCUCUCCAUCAGGGUGGAGAGUCUCCCCCGGACCACCGUCAUCAGCGCCGGGCAGCACAUCCUGAUCGAAGGCGACGACGACGACAACCCGUACGUCGCCAGAGUGGUGCGGCUGUUCGCAGACGAGAGCAGCGCGCAGAAGAAGGUCGUGGUCCAGUGGUUCGUCCGGGUGUCCGAAGUGCCGCCGGGCAAACUGAAGCUGCUGGGCAGAAACCCUCACCCACAGGAAGUCUUCUUCUACGAAGGUCACAGCUGUGAGGACGAGGUCAACGCCGAGUCCGUCCUCCGACCCGUUCAGGUGAGACACCUGGACGCCGCCGCUCCGUUCCCCGUCUCUGAGGACGAAGACAUUUUCUACGUCAAACUGUCCUGGGAUUCCAGAACCUUCCGACCCGUCGACCCGUCUCUGCUGGACGCUUCCUGCACUCGCUGCCCCUCCCUCCCUCUCUCCCCGCCUCGCUCGCCCCCCACGGCGGCCCCGGCCGCCAGGGGCCCGGCCCGCCGCGGCCUGCCCGCCCCGGACCCCGCCGUGAUGCGCGGCGCCACGGCAACGCCAACGAGCAGCAGGAAGCCUGAGGCCGAGUCGCUGCACUCCCUCACCAAACUGUCGGCCUCCAAAUGCCUGAGCGCCAAGCGGCGCAGCGCCACCCAGAGGACGCCGGGCGUCCGCAAGAAGCUGCAGCUCAGCAGUCCGGACGAGCCGGCGGCGCUCAGAGACGACGUCCUGCAGCAGCUGCUGGAGGCGGAGCUAGAGGCGGGGGGGCGGUCCGCCGCCGCCGCGUCCCCCUCUGAGCCGCCCCACAUCACCCACAGCCUCACCCCCCUCCGCAGGACCAGCAGGACACCCGGUCGCCACGACGACGUCCCCCUGACGCCGCGCUCCGUCCGGCGCCGGGAGUCUCAGAGCGAGACGGACAGUCCGCAGGCCGGGGACAACCGCAGCAGCCGAACCAGCACCAGGAGGAAGGAGGUCCAGACUGGGACGGAACCAGUUCUGGAGGUUCUAGACGAGGAGGAGGAGGAGGACGGCGCCCUGAGGGUCUCCAGGAGGAAGUCGGCUCUGAAGGUUUCGUCUCGGAUCAGGAAGCAGCUGAAACUUCUGGACGACCGGCCGAUCUCUGACGAAGACGAGGAAGACGAGGAAGACGAGGAGUUCGUUCCCAAGGAGCUGCAGAGCGGCGACGAAGAGGAGGAGGAUGAAGAGUUGGAGGUGAAGAAGAGCCGCCGCUCCUCUUCCUCGGCGCCGACUCGUACCGAGCGCAGAACCUCGGCCCGAACGCCGAGGAAGACUCCGAGGAAGGCCGGUCCGAUCACGCCGCGGACGCAUCGCCACGCCGCGCCCAGCAUCCCGACCCGGACCCAGCCGGCCCGUCGCCCCGCCAACGUCCUGGAGGAGGCCAGAGCCAGGCUCCACGUGUCGGCGGUGCCGGAGUCGCUGCCCUGCAGGGAGCAGGAGUUCCAGGACAUCUACAGCUUCGUGGAGAGCAAGGUUCUGGACGGAACCGGAGGGUGCAUGUAUGUGUCCGGCGUGCCGGGGACGGGGAAGACGGCCACGGUGCAGGAAGUGAUGCGCUGCCUGCAGCAGGCCGCCGAGCGGGACGAGAUCCCGCCGUUCGUCUUCAUCCAGAUCAACGGGAUGAAGAUGACCGACCCCCACCAGGCCUACGCCCAGAUCCUGCAGAAGCUGACGGGUCAGAAAGCCACGGCCGACCACGCCGCCGCCCUGCUGCAGAAAAGGUUCAGCAAUCCGGCGCCGAGGAGGGAGACCACCGUGCUGCUGGUGGACGAGCUGGACCUGCUGUGGACCAGGAAGCAGAACGUGAUGUACAACCUGUUCGACUGGCCGACGCGGCGCCACGCCCGCCUGGUGGUGCUGGCCAUCGCCAACACCAUGGACCUGCCGGAGAGGAUCCUCAUCAACCGCGUGGCCAGCAGGCUGGGUCUGACCCGGAUGUCCUUCCAGCCGUACUCCUUCAAGCAGCUGCAGCAGAUCGUCACGUCUCGCCUCAACAAGCUGAAGGCCUUCGAGGACGACGCGCUGCAGCUCGUCUCCAGGAAGGUGGCGGCGCUGUCGGGUGACGCCCGCAGAUGCCUGGACAUCUGCCGGCGGGCGACGGAGAUCUGCGAGCAGUCGGCGGCGGCGCUGGUCGGGAUGAGCCACGUGAUGCAGGCGCUGGACGAGAUGUUCUCCUCGCCGUACGUUGCCGCCAUCAGGAGCGCGUCGACGCAGGAGCAGCUGUUCCUACGAGCCGUCAUCGCAGAGUUCAGGAGGCUGGGACUGGAGGAGGCCACCUUCCAACAGGUGCUGGUGCAGCACCAGGCUCUGUGUCGGGUGGAGGGCCUGCAGCCCGUCGGCGUGUCGGAGGGCCUGGCCGUGUGUCGGCGCCUGGGAGCCUGCAGGCUGCUGCUGCUGGAGCCCAGCCGCCUGGGGGUCCUGCAGAGGCUCUGGCUCAACGUGAGCCAGGACGACGUGCUCUUCGCCCUGAAGGCCGACUGACCAGGAGGAGGCGCUGUUUUAAACCCGUUCCGGUUUUUCUGUGGUUCAUCCCUUGUUUUAUUAAAUGUUUCUAGUUCUCAAAGUACUUUCAUGUUUUCUGUCUUAAAUAUGCAAUAAAACUUAAA